Molecule: messenger RNA, 1281 nt
Organism: Paramecium tetraurelia
Lineage: Eukaryota; Ciliophora; Oligohymenophorea; Peniculida; Parameciidae
Exons: 2
Source: RefSeq, a predicted model, not a curated record
AUGAACAACUUCGAAUAAGACUUCUAUUAAUUUGUUAAAGAUUAAUUAGCCAAAAAGAGAAAGUAAAAGGACUCUUCCCCUAAUACUCCACAAGAUGAAACUGAUGAAAUGGAAAAAAAUAGAUUGUUCAAUUAAAAUGUCAGUAAAGUGUUGCAACAAGAGAGAAAGAAAAUGAGAAUCAAUAAAGUUACAAGGGAGUAGUUGUUCGAUAGAAGGUUUAAAGAAUUUGCCAAUAUGGAUACCUUUCUUGACAUUAAAUAGUUUCUCAAACAUUUAAGCAAUUAGAAGAUAGCCAAAGCAGAAAAAAAAAAGAAGUUAAAAACUCUAAAGAAAAUAGAUUCAGAUAGUGAAAAUGAUGAUUUAUUUGAUUAUGCUGAAAUCAUACAAAAGAGCAAGUAAAUUGUUGAGAAAAGUACAGUUAUAAGGCAUUCACCUGACAUUAAAGGAUACUUGAUAUAGGAGGACUAACAAAAUUCACCAAAAAAUGAUAUAGAGGAACUCAAAACAGAAGAUGACAAAUUUUAUAAUGGAAUCGAUUAACUCUUUGUUGAUAUCAAGACUAAAUCUGAAUAAUUAGCAUUAUAAAAAAAAUAUGAGUAAGAAAGAAGAAAUUGCAAAAGAUCAUUCUAAAUGAUUAGAUUACCUCAAAAACAUAUAGAAGAAAAUCUUUAAGAAAAAGAGAGAAUGGACGAAUUGAUAUCUAAAUAAGCUAAGCAAUUUAAGUAAUAAACUGAAAAGGUUCUAUCAUUACUUGAAAAAACAACAAAGCAAUUAUACAAUAAUAAAUAGAAAAAAGGACCCCAAAGAUAUAUAAAAAAGAAGAAGAAGUUAACAGAACCAAUUUAAUAACUGUCAGAUAUUAGUGAAUAGAGAACAACUUUCCAUCAACUUUAUCCUGAAACUUCUCGAAGUACUAACAAACUUCCAUAGCUAUCUCCCAAUGCAUCCAAAAUCUAUUCUCAUAGAACCUUUUUAAGUUAAGCUGUUUUUCCUGAUUCGAGGAAGAUAAGUCAGAUUACUGAGAGAGAGGAACCUUAGGCUAAGAUAAAGAAUCAAUUUAAACAGUUCAUUUAAAAAAUAGACAGGGCUAAAGCAUCUUUUGAUAAAUCAUAUUAGAAUGACAAGGAGUUGUUGUAAAUUUAAUAAAGAAUAAUAAAAAAUAUGAAUAAAAUAGGAGAGAUUCCAUUGGAGAGUUUAAAAAUACUUAAUAAAAAAGAAUUUGAGAUUAGCAAUCUGAAGUAGAGUAAAUUUAAAAAACUAAGGCCUAUGCAAAUUUUAUGA